AUCGGGGUUAGUUAGUUGGUUAGUUCAGUUGGUUGAACUAGUUAAAACUCCCAGCGGGAAUUAUUAUUAACUAAUUUAACUAGUUAUUGCAUUGGUACGACUUGACUAUUUCUCUCCUAUAGCUGGCUGUUUCGACAACUAACUACACGUUCAUUCGUUUCAAGGCAUUCUUUUAGAAUACACGAGAGGGUUAUCUUUAUUUCAUUUAUAUACAGAACUAUCCUAAACUCGAUCCUCAAAUCAUCACCACUCACCAUGACACCCCCCAAACCACCUCUCAAGAUCCUCAUGCUCCACGGCUACACCCAAUCCGGGACAUUAUUCUACAACAAAACCCGCGCUCUCACCAAACAUCUCCAGAAAUCCUUCCCCUUACACGACGUCUCCUUCUCCUACCCCACUGGUCCUCGCCGUCUCAACCCCGACGACAUCCCCGGCUACGACAGCACCAACAACAACAACGACCAGAACCAAGAGCAAGAGCAAGACAAACCCGAAGCGUACAGCUGGUGGCGGAUCUCGCGGGCCUCCAAUCCACCCGAAUACAUCGGUCUAGAAAACGGCCUAGAGACUGUCGCCAAAGUGCUUCGGACAGAAGGGCCGUUUGAUGGCGUGAUUGGCUUUUCGCAAGGCGCAGCUUUAGCUGCCAUGGUGGCGAGUCUGCUGGAACCCGGGAGAAAAGAGGCAUUUGAGUAUUUUACUGAUGCGAAGAUCGCGUCUGAUGGGUUGGGGUUACAGGAGAAUGUGGCUGGGAUUCCGUUUCCAGAGUCCUUUGUGUCGGAGAACGUGUCGCAUCCGCCGUUGAAGUUUGCGCUGUGUUAUAGUGGGUUUCGCGCGCCGGGGCCGAGGUAUCGUGGGUUUUAUGAACGUCCGGCUAUUCAGACGCCGGUGUUGCAUGUGUUGGGUUCGUUGGAUAGUGUCGUGGAUGAGGGUCGGAGUAGGUCGCUGAUCGAGGCGUGUGCGGGAGAGCCGGAGAAGGAAGGGAAGGUUGUUUGGCAUCCUGGUGGUCAUUUUCUGCCGAGUCAGAGGACGUAUCUGGACGCCGCGGUGUUGUUUAUUCGGAAGUCUCUGGAGGGACAGACGGAGAAGGGCCCGCAGGCGGAGGAGAGGGUCGAGGAUAUGGAUGUUCCCUUUUAGUAUCCAUCCAUAACUACUGUUUGUUACGGUUACGGGGUGAUGCUUAGAUGGCACACCAUACAGAAUCGAAUAGACAUUGGAAUUCAUCAUAAAAUUUGUCG
Molecule: messenger RNA, 1238 nt
Organism: Paecilomyces variotii
Lineage: Eukaryota; Fungi; Ascomycota; Eurotiomycetes; Eurotiales; Thermoascaceae
Product: dihydrofolate reductase
Exons: 1
Coding region: 256-1137 (293 amino acids)
Cellular component (GO): nucleus; cytoplasm
Source: RefSeq, a predicted model, not a curated record